AAAAAAAACUGGAAAUUGUGACAGAUUUUUGUGACGGAAUAAAUCUGUCACUAUUUAUGAUGGAAUUGUGAUAAAAUUGUGACAGAAUUUGAAGUUUGUGACGGAUUUGUGACGGAAAAAAAUAAUUUAAUUUUCUUUUGUUUAGCUGAUUUUUAUGACAGAAAAGUGACGGAGUUGUAACAGAUAUUAGUGACGAAUUUAGAUUCCGUAACAAAUUACUUUUUAGUAACAAAAUUGUGACGGAUUUGUCCGUCACUUAUAUUUGUGACGGAACAGGCCGUCACAAAUAAAAAAAUAUGGAUAACCGUCACAAUUCCGUCACAAAGCUGUGACGGAAUUGUGACAAUUAUUCCGUCAAAAAUUAAGUGACAAUUAUUUCAUUUAGGCAAAUCGUAUCUCUUCGUCCUUACUCUUCUCAUUCUAACUUUUAGGGUUUGUGUAUUAUAUGGCCUACUCUUAUCAGUAAUCAUUCCUGAUUAGGCUUAACAAUCUUCCCUACUCUUCGUCCCUACUCUUCUCUCUUCCCUUUUAAAUUGCAUUUUCAUUUUGAGAAAUCCACCAUGGAGCGUUUUGAAUUUGUUAAUCCGUCUGGUCUAUUGCAGCAACACCGUCAUGGAGGUUUCUCGUUUAUUUAGAAGCGUUUCUCGUUUAUUGUUGUUAGGCUAUCAAACUUUUAAUAUUCCGAUGAUGACUCAUUACCGGAAGGAUGGACUGUUAAAGUCAAAGUAACAACCGCUGGUAAAAAGUACAAGUGGGAGGAGAGACUCUGGACCCGUUUGUUAUUUUAGCUAAGCCUACAUUGAAUUUACUUUUUUAAAAGAUACAAAGGAGCUGUUGCUGUGCUUUUCUCUUGUUGCGUUUUUCUUCCCUUCUGCAGUUGCCGUUGAUCUUCUUGCCAUUGGUGCAUUUCAGAAACUGAGGUUAGUAAUUAGCUAAAAUUUAUUUGUCUUAGUUGUUAUUCUGAUUGUAGAAACGACGUUAUACUUUUCAAGUGUUUGCAUUAUUGAGGUGGAGAUGCAUUAGUGACGUUAUACAUUUCAAGUAUUUGCAUUAGUGACGUUAUAUUUUUCAAUUUGACUGUUAAUUCUUACAAUUUCAUGAAUUAGAACCUAUACAACGUCUGAAACAUGACUUUUUACAUUUCGAAAAAUGAACACCUCUCAAAUUGAUAGUUUUAAUUUUAAAUAUUUUUGUAUUUGUCUGUUUGAAUUUUUUUAUAUUUGUUAGCUGUUAAAAUAUGUGCUAUUUUUUCCAAAGGAACAGAACAGCUAAAAAAUUCUUAUUAGGGUCUAAAUAAGAACAUGAAUCGAGAAUGGAUGUAUGUUAGAUAUGAAGGUGGAUAUUUGCAUCCACGGUUUAUACAAGGGGUGGAGGAAUUUGUUGAUUUUGCAAAAAUGCAUCCCGAUUGCAUGAAUGGUGAGAAGAUAAGAUGUCCGUGUGAUCAUAAAAAAUGCAGAAACAAGGGUUAUCUUGAGGAGGUUACAGUGAAAUGUCAUCUUGCAAAGUAUGGGUUCAUGAAAAACUAUAAUUGCUGGUAUUGUCAUGGAGAAACUUUUGUACCCAAUAUAAUCCAAGCUACUCCCAACAUAGAUUUAGAACAUGAAUCCCCUGAAACUGAAACAAUUAAUCAUGGCGAUUUCUUUCGAUCAAUGAUGCAAGAUGUCAUUGGUCCUUCUCAAUUUCCUAAUGUAGUGGAAGAGGACCCGAAUUUGGAAGCCCAACGUUUGUAUGACAUGCUUCGGGCAUCUGAACAAGAGUUGUGGGAAGGAAAUCCGGGAGGACAUUCUCAAUUAUCUGCUGUUGCGAGAUUGAUGAAUUUAAAGGCGGAGUUUCAUUUUUCAGAAAGGUUAUAUGAUGAAUUUUGUAAGUUUUUGGCAGAGAUUUUACCUCAAGAUAACACAAUGACUGACAGUUUUUAUAGCACGAAGAAGUUAGUUAGAAAUUUAGGUUUGCCAGUAGAGAUCAUUGACUGCUGCAAUAGGGGGUGCAUGUUAUUUUGGAACGAAGAUAUUCAUCUUAAUGAGUGUAAGGUGUGUGGUCAUGCUCGGUAUAAGAAACUAGGAGGUGCUGGCAAUCGCAAAAAAAACAUACCUUACAAAAAAAUGCACUAUUUUCCUAUCACACCACGACUUCAGAGGUUGUAUGCCUCAAAUUCAACAGCAAAGCAUAUGAGGUGGCAUGGUGAACAUGAAUGGGAAGAAGAUGGCAUAAUGCAGCAUUGUUCGGAUUCUCCAGCUUGGAAGCAUUUUAAUGAGGUGAAUCCCUCAUUUGCUUCUGAGGUUCGCAAUGUUAGAUUGGGUUUGUGCACCGACGGAUUCCAACCUUUUGGACAAACAGGGAGACAAUAUUCAUCUUGGCCUGUAAUAAUGACACCAUACAAUCUUCCACCUGGUAUGUGUAUGAAAGAUGAAUAUAUGUUCUUAUCAGUAAUCAUUCCGGGGCCUAACAAUCCAAAAGAAAAUUUGGACGUUUUCUUGCAGCCUCUAAUUGCCGAGUUGAAACAGUUGUGGGUUGUUGGUGUGAACACAUAUGAUAUUUCAACAAAGCAGAAUUUUCAAAUGAGAGCUGGUCUUAUGUGGACGAUCAGUGAUUUUCCAGCGUACUCGAUGUUAUCAGGCUGGAGUACGGCAGGAAAGUUGGCAUGUCCUCACUGUAUGAGUGAUUCUGAUGCAUUUCAAUUAACUAAUGGUGGCAAGACGUCAUGGUUUGACAACCAUAGAAAAUUUCUACCAUCAGGUCAUCCAUUUAGAAGAAAUAAGAAAUGGUUUAAAAAGGGAAAUAUAGUAGAGGAUGAUGCACCUCAUAUUAGAUCUGGUUCAGAAUUACUAGAUGAAAUUGAGUAUCUUGGCCUACUAAAAGUAACCGAGAUUGAUGCAGCGGAAGUAAAUGCUGGUAUUUCUAAAUCUUUUGGAUGUGGGUGGAAGAAAAGAAGUAUUUUUUGGGAUUUGCCUUAUUGGAGUACUAACUUAAUAAGGCACAACUUGGAUGUCAUGCACAUUGAAAAAAACUUCUUUGAUAAUAUUUUCAAUACAGUGCUAAAUGUCCCGGGUAAAACAAAAGACAAUGCCAAGUCGAGAGAAGAUUUGAAAGAGUUUUGUUGUCGCCCGGAGCUGCACAAAGAUGAAAGCACCGGAAAAUAUCCAAAAGCUUAUUUCACUCUUGACAAAAAAGAGAGAGAAGAAUUGUGUAAAUGGGUCAGAGAACUCAAGUUCCCCGAUGGGUAUGUUUCCAACAUGGGUCGAUGUGUUGACAUGAAGAAAUUAAAAUUUUACGGGAUGAAGAGCCAUGAUUGUCAUGUGUUUCUCCAAAGACUUAUUCCAAUUGCAUUUCGUGAAUUACUACCGAAAAAUGUAUGGCAAGCAUUGACAGAACUAAGUCUUUUCUUUAAAAAUCUAACAUCAACCGUUAUUAAAAGGGAUGAAAUUAUACGGUUAGAGCAAGAGAUUCCCACAAUCUUAUGCAAGCUCGAGCGUAUAUUUCCUCCAAGUUUCUUUGAUUCAAUGGAGCACCUUCCUGUUCAUUUGGCCUAUGAAGCACGAAUAGCUGGCCCAGUCCAAUACCGAUGGAUGUAUCCUUUUGAGAGGUACCUUCGCAGGUUGAAAAAUAAUGUGAAAAAUAAAUCCCAAGUUGAAGGUUCGAUUGCCAAUGCAUACUUAGUCGAAGAAACUGCUUCAUUUUGUGCACACUACUUCACACCUACUAUUCAUACACGGCAUAGGAGAGUACCACGUAAUGAUGACGGUGGAGUUGAUAUAAGAGCAGUUUCGGGUAUGCUGUCAAUUUUCAAACAUCCCGGUCGAUUCAUGGGUCAGGCUAAAUCUCGAUUUUUGGAGCAGAAAGACUAUGAUGCAGCUCAUACUUAUAUUCUUUUGAAUUGCAUUGAAGCUAAACCAUAUAUUGAGUAA
Molecule: messenger RNA, 3905 nt
Organism: Mercurialis annua (annual mercury)
Lineage: Eukaryota; Viridiplantae; Streptophyta; Magnoliopsida; Malpighiales; Euphorbiaceae
Exons: 5
Coding region: 1302-3905 (867 amino acids)
Source: RefSeq, a predicted model, not a curated record